Messenger RNA from Ectocarpus siliculosus, 1050 nucleotides. Lineage: Eukaryota; Phaeophyceae; Ectocarpales; Ectocarpaceae. The record is from the annotation of a GenBank genome assembly.
CAAGAGAGCAAGAACACCCCGACUCAAGAGGAAGCUGAGCGGCAAGGGCAGAGACAGAGAGAGUAAGGCGUAGAGCGGGAGAGAAAAGACAACAAAGCAGAGAUAGCGCGGGCGAGCAAGGACCCAAACAUGCAGCGAUACCUGUCUGUUGUGGCCCUCCUGCUUUGUUUGCUAACGACCUCGGGUACGAGAGGCAGCAGCAGCGCUAGGAAGAUUUCUCGGACGCCCAUGGCCGUCGGUGCUCUUUCUGGCUUGCGCAUCGGCCUCGAACCCCAUUUGUUGGAGUUUCACGGAGAGCAAUGCGACCAUUGCGAGGCGAUGAAGCCGCUAUUCCGCAGGCUCUUCUUGGAGACGAGGCUGGUGGUUAAAAGGCAUAUGGUGUGGGAGGACACCGCGAACUUUCGCCUCAUGUCUAUUUACGACUUGAAAUCUCGUUGCAGGGGGUUGCCUUUCUUCUACAACAGAAGGACGGGCCAAACUAUUUGCGGUGCGACGACGUGGUCAAACUUCAAAAACUGGGCACUCGACCGGAAUUGCAAGUCAUCCUCACCUCCACGCAUGACUGGAGAACAGCAAGAAGACGCCAGGGAAAAAAAGCUGGAGCAGGACCCGUUGUUCAGCAGACUCAAGAAAGGUUUGGGUGGAGACAAGGAAGCGACGCCGACGACGAUGGACGAAUACAAAUAGUACGCUUGAAGUACCGUGUCACUUGGUAAAAUUCUGUCUUCGCGUUUGUAAUUGCGUGGCGGGCGGGCCUCCGUGAUCUGUCUUUGUUUCCUUCGAUAGUUUUCGCCAUCCCGUUUGCAACAAGUAAACGUGCGCCAUACCUUGCAAUCGCACGCUACUGAUGUUGUUGCCGUAGGCAUCAUUUGCUGCAUCCGUUUUUCUGCAGGUCGUUUGCUGCUGCUGCUGCUGCUGCUGCUGCAGCCACACGUUUCCGGUGUGUAGUUCAAAGUAUGUCAUGGCCACACGAACGAUGUGUAUUUUUUAACAGAGGGUGAAACAAUCGUGAUCGAAGCGUCAUAGCCAUCACAAAUAAACAAAGCACUU